Messenger RNA from Cuscuta campestris, 2112 nucleotides. The record is from the annotation of a GenBank genome assembly. Lineage: Eukaryota; Viridiplantae; Streptophyta; Magnoliopsida; Solanales; Convolvulaceae.
CCUCUUCCUCUUCUCUCUCUACCUUGGUGUGUAAACCACACACAUACAUAUCACUCACUCUUCAUGGCUUUAUAAUACUCAAAUGAGUCAUGCCAACACUAAGAGCCAAAAAAGGACACAUCCUUUGAUUCCAAUUAACCAAAAGCAAAGUCACGGACAUGCAUCCAUAUGACCAUAUUUUUAAACCCCGAGGGUGGAAAUCUUGGCUUUGGCUCUGUUGGGUUUGCUUCUGCAAGCGAAGCAGAGAGGGUGCAGGAAGAGAAGAAUGGUGAAUAUUUGCGUGAUAAGAGGAUUACUCUUGGCUUGGCUAAGAUAACUCCAUACCCUCAAAGACCCAGGUUUUGCAGAGAACACAAGAUUUGGCAUGAAGACUGCAUUCGAAAAGAAUGCUUUCUGAUGGUGCAGGAAAAGAAGAAUGGUGAACUAUUGUGCGGGCAUCAUGUUGUUCUUGGCGUGGCUGAGAUAGCUCCACUCACUCCACUACCGACCAUGUGGUGCAUAGAUCACAAGGUUUGGUACGAAGACUACCUUCGGGGAGAAAACCUUUUGAUAGAAGAAGAAGAGGCAAUAGAAGAAGAUGAGGCAGUGGAAGGACUUGAUGAUUAUGUUGAGGAAGUUUCUAUUACAAGAGUAAGCUUGUGGGCUGUGGCUUUGUUGAAUUUGCUUCUGCUAUCGAAGCAAAGAAGGUGCUGAAAAUGAAGAAUCAACGUAAAAGAUGUAGAUACAUGUAGCAAAGACAAAUUAGAAUGUCAUUUGAGGGUGCACAAUCCCAUUUGUCAAAGUCUGGCAGUCAAAAAUAUAUUUGUAGCCUAUAAUUUAUCAACUAUAAGAAUUCAAGAAAUUAGAUGUUACUACUACGUAUAUCAUAGGUUUGACUAAUUAGACAAACCAGUUGAUAUCAACCCUGCUAAGCCGUUAGUAUUCUUGUGAGAAAGAGUUUGAACAACUUACCUUAGGUUUAUCGGGAUGACAUUUGUGUUCAACAAUACAACCAGCAUGAAUGCAACUACCAAUUCAGUGAUUCCAUUAAUCACUGCAUUGAUACAUUCCUAGCUGAAUCAAUGAAGAUACCAUAACCUGCAACAAUCUAAAACUUAAAUUAUGCAUGACUUUAUGAAUCUUCAUCCCCCGUCCAAUUUCUCACACCAAGCAUGAGGGUAUACUAAUAUAUGCAUGCCUAACACCAAUCGUUACGAUUCAAUAGAAAACAACUCCUAUGGGUACCAUUCUGGAAGUGAAAUUACAAUUUUUGGGAAAUGAAAGUACAAUCUUUGGUGAAAUGCAUCUAUAAAUAAAUCCAGUAAAAAAACAGUACAUAUUUUACAGAUUACUGGAAGAAGUUAUAGAAAAAAUAGAUCUUUCAAGCUUAUUCAAAAAGACAUAUUUAGUGAAAAAAGGAUUAAGAGGUAUGAGUAUGAGUUAAGAAAAGGAACAUUGUAUAAGCUACCAUGACGUGAAUCUCAAAGUUUCUAGUCAUAGAAUUAAUUGAAAUUCUUCUCAAUAGAUGGCCUUUCAUGGCGCUCUCUUUACCCAAUUUCUUAUGAAACCUGUAAACCAACAACCCAAUUGAAACCCACGAGAGUAUGGCCUUGGUGUGGGGGUACGCAGAGACCAAGAGACCCCUGAUUUGAAAAGUGACUAAUACAUAGAAAACACUAUGGAGUUUGCAGUUGUCAUGCACAUAAGUACCAAACACUUGUGACAAACAUAUACCACUCAGUUCAAACUUGAUGUUUAAGGGCCCUAUACCACCGUAAUUUCUUUUUACCAAAUGGAGGGUAAGAUUUGCGUACAAUCCACCAUUGUGGUGGUCCUUUUUUAUACUCCCUCCGUUCUCAAAAAGAGUUCCUACUUUGACAAAGUAUAAAAAUAAGGAAGUGUUAAAUUGUAGUUGACUUCCAAUUUUGCCCUUGAUGUGAUGGAUAAAUUAUUAGAGAAAAAGUAAGGGUAAAAGUGGUUUUUUAAUAAAAAGUGGAAGUGUUUUGUUAGAAGUGGAAAAAAUGAAAGAGGAAGUGUUUUUAAGAACGGAGAGAGUAUUAUUGAUUGUUUUUACCAAAAUCAUAACAGUAAAGAAAACACACAAACAGGCACAAAUGAAGAAUAGGAGAUACG